Ostertagia ostertagi is the source of this 2856-nucleotide messenger RNA. NCBI's taxonomy places the organism in Eukaryota, Metazoa, Nematoda, Chromadorea, Rhabditida, Trichostrongylidae. The record is from the annotation of a GenBank genome assembly.
AUGAUGAAAACAUUGUCGAGCUGUGUGUGCACCGAAACCUCACUUGCCGCAAAGUUCCUUUGUUCCAAUAUAGAGACACUACACACAGGUGCGGUCAAAUCUCUGGAAACUGUGAUUGAGCACUUUUUACAAAUGGCUGAGCAAAAAACUGAAGAGGCACAGAAGACAUCUAUUGAAAAAGUGGAGGAAAUCGAUGACCUCGAUCAAGGAGAUGUUCCAGAAACGCUUCUUUUGUCAGUUGUUUCUGGAGCUGCAGCCCAAGAUCGUAUGGACAGAACCGUACUUGCGCCUUGGCUACGAUUUUUGUGGGAUUCGUACAGAAAUUGCCUCGAAUUGUUAAGGAAUAAUGCACAGGUUGAACAUUUGUACCACCGCAUAACCAGGAAAUCUUUCCAAUUCUGCUCAAAGUACCAACGCCGAACAGAGUUCAGGAAACUGUGUGAACUGUUGCGCCUACAUUUGAACCAGAUUCAAAAACAUCAGCAUUUGGCCCAUGUGCCGGAGUCCUUAUCAAUGAUGCAGGAAACACGUCUGUGCCAGUUGGAUACUGCUAUACAAAUGGAACUCUGGCAAGAAGCCUAUCGUAGUGCCGAAGAUGUUCACGGAAUGAUGCAGCUCAGCAAAGACAAGGACAAACGCAUGGUAAAGCCCGCUAGUUAUGUGAAUUAUUACGAUAAGCUUGCCUUAGUGUUUUGGAAAGCUGGAAAUAGUCUCUUCCAUGCAGCAGCUCUUCUCCAGAAAUUCAUAAUUUAUAAGGUUACUCCUCGAAAUUUGCUCCGUCUUCCCAUUGCUCCUACGCGUGCUGGAUUAUUGAGAGAAGCCGCUCGUCUCGGCGUCCCAGAGAUGGCUUCGGAAUCGACCAACGCGUUGUAUAAGCUACUAGAGAAUAAUUUUGCUCCUCUUAGGUUAGCUAGAGAAGUUGAAGCUCAGCUGUCUUUGAUUGAGCGUCCUGAUCACCUCCAGUAUGUUGACGCGCUCAACGAAGUUGUAGCUACAAAGGCCUUAAAACAAAUAUCAGUCAUCUAUGACUCCAUAAGUUGGGCUCGCAUACGAAAGAUCAUCCCAUUUUAUAAUGAGAUGGAGCUCGAGCGCCUUGUGGUUGAUGUUAGCAAACAUCGAUUUGUCAAGGCACAAAUCGAUCAUCGCAGCGGCUGUAUCCGUUUUGGAGCUGCAGACGCCACUUUAGCAGGGGGAGUGGACUUAGAAGAGGCGAAUGGCUUCACGGGUGAUGACACUCAGCUGGGCGUUGAAGGGAUACGUACUCAUUUGGAAGUGAUGUAUAACAAGCUACGUUCGACUGUGGAACUCUUGGAUGGUGACAAGCGUACUGAGGCUCUCAUCGCCAGGGUCAAACACCAUGCAAUUAAUUACGAGCGAACGAAAAAUAGCAAGCAAGAGACAGAUCGCAUACUAGAACGUCGUCGAAAGAUCGAAUAUUACAAGGAGACUUCAGAGCGAGUCAAAGCAGAACGCUCACAACAAGCAGCAGCCGAAUUAGCGAAACGUGAGGAAGCUAAGCGUGCUGAAGAAAUGAAACGUUUAGAGCAGGAAAAUAUCGAAAGAAGAAGUGCAAAGAAAAAUCAAGCAAGACCAACUACGCAGAAUGCAAAAUACUGCGAUCUAUCAGGCUAUUAUCAGGGAGAAAAGGCGAACAAGUGUUCAAAGGACAUGGACCCCGAGGCUGUGCUUAGGGAACAGCGUCAACGUCUGGAUAAAGAACGAAUGGAACGCAACGUCGUCUCCAGCAACAGGACAAAACUUUCGACCAUCACGAAAGCUGUAAUGAUGAAGCGGUUACAAGAAGCUCCGAAAUUGCACGAGAAAUAUGAGCAAAGAAGAAUACAGAAAGCCAUAGAUGAUCAUAAUCUCGCAGUUUGCAUAUGGGAGCGUUUAGAAAAUAUACGAGAAGACGCAAUGGAUUGGAUUGAGCAGGUCAAGUCCUCGAACGCAGAAGAUUUUGCAAGGAAGGCCAAGUUAGAUGAGGAGCGUCGUCGCCGCGAAGAAGAGGAACGUCAGCGUCAACAGCUGAUAGAAGAACAAAGGAGAGCAGCGAGGGAACCACGCGGUCCCAAUCGCCGUGAAAUGGAUAUGGAUUCUAAGGCGAUGGCAGAUUCUGACUGGCGAGGAGGAGGAGGCCGGGAACGCCCUGUUAUGGCAAAUCGUCCUAUUCCAAGUCGCGAUCGUGAUCGCGACUUCGGAGAGCGGCCACCCAUGAGAGAACGAGAGAAUAUCAUUUCGCAAGCUGAUAGAGACGAUUCUUGGAGAAGUGGUAUGGGUACCGCUCCACCGCCUCCCUCAGGAUUUCGUGAGCGACCUACUCGUAAGUAUCAACUUGUGGUCAAAGUCGUUGUCGAGAUUCUCAUUAUUCUUAUGGUCCAAUGCGAAGAGGCUCCUCCAGUAAGUUCUGCUCCAUCAGAAGGAAUGUGGACCAGAGGAAACGUCGUCAAGAAGGAUCCACCGCCUCCGAGUGCAGCUCCUACGAAACCUGCAGAAGGUGGGAAGUUCAUACCAUCCAGACUUAGAAAUCAGGCACAACAAGGAGGAAUACCGCCGCGUGACAUGGGUACUACUCGUCCAGAACGUCCAGAAACAAGGCGAGUACCACCCCGAGGGCCUGGCGCUGAAAGUGACACAAACUGGCGGAGGAACCUUGUCCACGACUAUCGUCGUCUUACCGUCGCAGUUGUGGACUGGAUGAUCUGUCUCACCCUCACACUGCGUUCACGGCUUCCAUCGAUUCGGCGUUUCUGUUUCGUAGUGACCGUUAGAGGAGUCCUACCACUCCUCUCAGGUUGCUACGCCGGUUAUCCUGCACCGAUGAACUCUGCCUACACGAUUCUCGCUCCAGAGAAGUAA